GCUGUCAUAUAAUACCACGGGACGCCGCUGUGCAUCAGUUUUUUUCGUGCCUCAGGUUUCCCAGGACAGUUGCAGUUGUUGGAAUAGACAGAUGUUGCAGCUGUUUUCACCAGGGCUCCUGAAUGCUAGAGGUCGAGAGAAGAGAAAGGGUCCCAUGAUCUCUGCCGGCGAUGCCGAGUUCCCGCGGGAUUACCACACCCUGGCUGCCGGUGGCGGCCGCGGGGCCCGGCGGUUCCCCGACAACACCAACGGGGGGUUCACGUCGUCCUCGCUGGACCGCCGGCACAACUCCGUGGCCGCCAAGAGUCUGGAGGCCUUGAAUAGCAUCCACAAGGCGGACAUCGAACGCCAGCGGGACGCCCUCAUGGAUCUCCAGAAAAACAAGUUUUCCAACAGCCCUGGCAGCGUGUCGCAGGGCUCCGCUCCUCCUGGACGACAGCAACAACCAAACUACUGGAGCUUCAAGACUCGCACACCACGUGUGACACGACUCAGCCCAACACAGCCGGCUCUUGCUGACCAGGCCAACAGGGUAUCCUUUGCGUCAGCUGAAAAUCUGGAGACCAUGUCGGAGCCUGACAUCCCCAUCGGCUUUAACCGGAUGAACCGGCUUCGCCAGAGCCUGCCGCUGGCCCGCUCAUCCAGCCAGGCGAAGCUGCGGGCGCCAGGGAUCUUGUUCCUCCAGCUUGGGGAAGAGACUCGCAGGGUGCACCUGACCCACGAGCUGACCAGCCUGGAUACUCUGAGGGCCCUCAUCGUGCACAUGUUCCCACAGAGGCUUACCAUGGCCAUGCUCAGGUCUCCCAGCACUGCUCUGCUGAUCAAAGAUGAGACCCGUAACGUCUUCUACGAGCUGGAGGACCCGCGGGACGUUCAGGACCGCUGCGUAAUCAAGAUUUACUGCAAAGAGCCCAUCUACGGCACCUACCCCGGACACCACAACCCACACCUGGCUAACGGAGACCUGCGGAGGGAGAUGGUGUAUGCGCCUCAGGACUCUCCAACCAACCGCCGCCUCAGCAACCCACCCAUGUCUUCCCAGCAUUCAUCGUCCUCCGCCUCCCCUCAAGCCUCACCGUCCCGCGCCCGCCUCCUCUACAGCGGUGGCAGGCCUUCCUCCUAUGCCGGGCCGGCCCACCACACCCACUCCCUGCCACAUCCGCACCCGCACUCCCAGUCCCACCACUCCUCUCCCCACCAGCAACCACAGCUCCAUCAGCCCCAUCACACCCAGCCGGCCUUCUGUGCCUCCUCCAGCGCCAUCCUGGAGCGCAGGGACGUGAAGCCCGAUGAUGAUGGAUCUCGGAGCAUGGUGCUGCUGCGGGGAGACGAACGUGGGGUAGGGGGUAUCUAUGCGGACCCCUACUCUCUGGGCCCAGACACAAGUCGGAUGAGUCUGGCAGGAGGUCCUCACUCCCCUCUGCCAGCGAGAGCAGACCCCUAUGGUUCCUUAUACCGCCGUGGAGGGGGAGGAGGAGGAGGAGGAGGAGGAGGAGGAGGUGCUGGAUCAAUGCGUUCCCUCACCUCCUAUUCAGCAGCCGCUUUACAAGGAGAGCUGAUGGAAAGCGGUGCUCUCUAUAGACCAGGAGGACCGCUUUAUAACGACGCCUACGCUGCGUCUAUGUUGGCCAUGGGGCUGCGGGUGCCGCCGCCUUCCUCCCCACAGAAGAUACCCGACAUGAGGGAUUCCUACGCGGGCACCAUGCCCGGUCGAGGCUCCCCCGGGAGGCAGACUUUGAGAAGGGACUCUGUGACCACCUCUGUGUUUGGGGACAGCCCCAAAGCCCGGGGCCAAGGAUCAGGGUUGGGUCUCACCUCAGAGCAGCUCUGCUUGAUGGCCGGUCCCGGAGGGGAGGGAGGAAGCGCCGGAGGCUUCGGCUCACCUCUGCUGGGAAAUGAAACGGAGACCAGGGAGCGUAUGGAGGCCAUGGAGAAGCAGAUAGCGAGCCUGACCGGACUGCUGCAGAGAGUUUUGAGCAGAGCGCCUGAGGCAGAAAGCCCGGAGAAGAUUGAGUCAGCCAGUGACUGCUCAGGAACUGACACUUUGACACCAUCUGCUCCCUUGGCCCUGAUGCCACCUCCGCCCUCGGGGGCCAACCAGCCGGUGACAGUGUCCCGUCUGCAGAUGCAGCUCCACCUACAAGGCCUGCAGCAGAACACCAACGCACUGCGCAAGCAACUGUCACAGCUACGCAACAUACAGCUGGAGAACCAGGACUCAGUCUUGUCCCUGCUGAGGCAGACGGAGUCAGAGCUGAGCCUCAUGAUGCUGGACGCCAUGCGCACACAGGAGGACCCGCUCCAGAGACAGCGCCUCCUAGUGGAGGAGGAGAGACUCAAGUACCUCAACCAGGAGGAGCUGCUCAUCCAGCAGCUGCAUGACCUGGAGAAGUCAGUGGAGGAGCUGCAGAGGAACUCGUCAGUCAACCACGGCCUGGUGACGGAGCAGGAUGUGGAGCAGAAGAGCAAAGAGCUGAGGAUGCUGGGAGAGACGCUCACAGACCUCAAAAACCAGUUCCCCAGCCUGCAGAGUAAGAUGCGAGUGGUGCUGCGGGUGGAGGUGGAGGCUGUUAAGUUCCUGAAAGAGGAGCCUCACCGCCUGGACGCGCUGCUGAAGCGCUGCAACACCAUGACUGACGCGCUCAGCACGCUCCGCAGUUUCUUGUAUCCCUCCUAUAUGUACAGACAAGUCACAGAAGGUGUGUGGAAGAGCCCCGAGGACCUCUCCAGCCAAUCCCAGAAGAGAUCGGACGACAUAAGUCGCAACUCUGACCUGGAUAUCCUGAACAGUCCUCCUCUCAGCCUCUCUGACCUGAGCACCAGCGCUGGUCUGGCCAACUGGAUGCCCGUGUCCGCCGGCGACGCAGACACCUCGGGCCCCGAGCAGGACCUCCAGCCUUCAAUGACCUUCAGAAACCGGGUCCUCGAUGACCUCCCAAGUCGGCGUCCUGCUGAUAAGUCUGUGUCGGCCGAAGUCAGACUGGCGGCGGAGCGGGACUGGGAGGAGAAGCGUGCCAGCUUGACCCAGUUCAGCGCCCAGGACAUCAAUCGCUUGCUGGAAGAGACCCAGGCUGAGCUGAUGAAGGCCAUCCCGGACCUCGACUUCGCUGCCAGGCACAUCAACAAACCGGCAGUGCCCCCCAAGCCCCAGAUCACCAUCCCAAUAACCUCCACCACAGUUGCUUCUCCUGCAACUGGGACCACAGCCACCACCACCUCCUCAACCACCACACCCAGCGGGGACCAGCAGCCUGGCAAAGUACAGCUGGCAGCCCAGAAGCUGAACAGCAUGGAGGGGGCCGGUUCACAUCGGGGGUCGGUGGAUCUCAAUGUGGCCCGGUAUCGCACAGAGAAACCCUCCAAGUCUCCGCCUCCGCCUCCACCCCGCCGAAGCUUCCCCUCGGCACACGGCCUCACCACCAACCGCACCGGAGACGUCAUCGUCACCACCAAAAACCUGAAGAUGGAAGAAGACGGGGACUUGCCUAAAACUCUUGUGAAGCUGAGACGGACCCCCUCCGACGCCCCUCGACCCGCCUCGACCCCGCCUGUGAUCGCAGCAUCGGCCAUUCAAGACGAGGACGACGAAGAGAAGAUUAUUGCUGAGCUAGAGAUAUUUCAGAGAAUGCCUGUAAAAGAUUGUAAUAAAAGAUACAGCACCCUACAGAAGGCCGCCCCCACCCCUCCCUGCACCUUUGGGUCCUUGAGCAGAAAGAACAGCAGCAACUCUCCGGGGCCGACGAAGGGCCCCACCGUCGCAGCCAGGCUCAAACACCUUCAACAGGGGAGCCUCGAGAGGCCCAAAACCCGCAAGCAGAAAGAGGAUUUCCCCAAAGUCCAGGGCCAGCAGCAGUGCUGAGAUAUUUGCUGCUUUUUCUGCUUCAGCAGAAACGCUGCUCACCUUUCUGGCCAGUCAUAAUCAGUUUCGCUGCUUUUUCUCACGUCACUUUGGUCUGCGAGACAGUCUUUCCUUUCUCCCCCUCGCUUUGCUUUCUUCAUUCUCUCUGCUUCUCAGGUGUCAGCUGGAUAAAAACGUGAGGGGCGAGUACUCGGAUCUUUCUGGUUUUGGACUCUAUCCUAGUUCAGACCUUGAAGGUGUGACAUUUUGUCAUUUAAACAAUUUGUCCGACUAUCCGGAUCUGGACAUCACACUAGUGAGCCAAAUAUAGGAUAGGACACCCCCAUAAUCUACUUUACUGUGACUCUGCUUCACAUAAAGAUUUACACAUUUGCUCUGGACCUGCAGUAUGAAGCCGUGCACGGAUUUCACUUCUAACAAACACGUCAUCUCCCAUAACGGUUCAACACAACAUUCGUGUCCCAGUUCCGUACUUCACACUAAUUUAAAGCAGGUCUGUUGUGUGUUGAUGCUGGAAAAGUGACACAAUUAAUCAAGUCAAUGUCCCAAAUUGUAACGCAACAAUCAGUCUAGAAAGAUUUACUAUUGCACUUCCAUAAAGUUGGGGGAGUUACAAAAGACAGAUUAAAAUGCAAAUUAGAGCAGCAGAUGCAGAGAUAUCCAAACAAGCUCUAAACAUGCUGUAUCCUACAUUUCCCAUAAUGCAACAUAAUAGCAUAUUUUUAUAUUUUAAGCAGCCAGUAUGCUUCUGAAACAGACAAACUGACAUCCACACCCACCUCACCCUGCGACAGUUUAUCUGUGUGAGCCGGGUUUGAACAACACGAUGAAUGUCUUCCAGUCUGAUGUCCCCGUUAGUUAAUCAAUACCACGUCUUCCCUCGAGCCUUCCAGUGUGGCCGUUCUGAUCAGGUAUAAACACUUCUGAUGUGCGACUUGGUGAGACGUCGUGUGAAUUAGACUUUCGUUGCUCACACCGUUUUCAGAGAGCUGAUGGAAACGAGAGACGGGACAGAUGUGGUAGAGAUGCCCAGCCGAACUCAAACUGGGUAAGAUAACAUUGUCGUAGACUGAAAACAGUCAAUGAAAAACAAUAAAAUUAAAAUAAAACAGGUCCGUGAGUUUAAAGGUUUACUGCACAACGGUUAAAAUAACUUUCCAAAGUUUUAAAAUCAUGUUUCAAUCACUUUCUCUUCCGUUAUGACAGCUUAAAGUUUUACAGUAGAAAUAUGAAGUUCAUGUUAUAAAGUAAUGUACCAGGAUUGUGCGCUUACUUGUAUUUGAUUGGCCGCAUGUUGAGGCAGGUGGUAAGCCGGAACGAUUUGUAAAAAAUUACUUGAUUAUUUUAAAUGAUAUUGCAACUUCGAUACGAUCUUGUUCAGCCAUUUGUUGGAGUUUCCCUUUUAAAACUAAGUGAAAAAGAUCUUAAACAACAAACGCCAUUUCACUUUCUCUUGCGUCAUAGUUUGAUUGACGUAUCAAAUCAUUUUUAAAACAAUUAGUAUGAAGUAUGAAAUUGGGACACAGCCGAUACUCAUCUUUCCUGCCUAACUAUUUUAAGAUUGCUUUAUUAAAAACGUGAACUCAAACCCCGGCUGUAACGUGGCUGAAAUGUUUAAAACACAGAAAUGAAGAGUUGAGAUGAAAGGUUUUUAAUAACCCUGCACACAGACUCUGUGCUGUUUGACAUUUUGCUGGAGGGAAAUAUUAUUCUGGUACUGUGUGUAAUUUAUACCACCGGUAGAAAUUAAAUUACACACUGAUGUUUCAGCAUUUAGUUAAUGCGUUUAUGGGAUUCAUUAGUAGUGUCAGAAAUUAAAAGCUAGCAUGAAAAUAGACAAACGCAGUUAAAGUAUAACCUAAAUCACUUAUCACAGAUAUAUUUUAUGUAUAUUAUAUGACCAUUUAGUUUUUCUUGUUUUGAAGAAAUUGCUUUAUUAACAUGUAAAAAAGAAAAAGUAUCAUCUAUGUUUUAUAUAAUCAAGCUUUUUUUGUAUUUUUAUACUUGAAGAAGAGGACUCAUGAGCAUGUGACACAUUUAUUCUGUAAAUUAUUAUUUUUCUGCGUUAAAGAUGUUUUAUCUCCCCACUCUCUAACCAUGAUCACACUUUGUUGUGGAAGACCAAUCAGCAGUGGGAGGUACCCCCAGCUGGUUGUGAUAGACAGUAUAUAGUACCGCCACAUUUAUAAUAAGCACAUAUCCUCCAAAACAAUCACCUCACUUACAGGACGCCCCAUUUUGUAGCUGUUUUCCUCUUAUUAUAACCAACAGUGUACGUUAACGACACAGAAUACAGUUUAAACUCUAUUGAUGGUUUCUUGAUGACUGUGUUGAUUGUUCAAAACCAUUUGUGGAUGUUCUAAAAUGUAUAUAAACCCAAAUAAUAUAUUACAAAUAUUGAUUUUGUGUGGAAAAAAAUUUUCUAGACGGGAAAAAAAUAAAUAAAUCCGAAAAAUGGCAUGCAUACUGUAAACAUUCCUGGAAAUCUGCACGCUGGGUCAACAGAGGUCUCAUUUUUUUGUCAAUAAUUCUGUGUAUACCUGUGAGUGUAUGAUAGAGUAAACAAAUUGUACAGUAACAUAGAUUUUUGUAUUAUGUUCAAAAUGGGUCGGUAAAGCCCCUUUUACUGUCAGAAUAAAAGAGGAAAAAAAGAUUGACUACUGAGAAAGAUAUUUGAAUGAUAUUGUAUAUCAACUAAAUACUGUUCCUCCAGUCUGAGAGUGAUGCUUGCUGUGUGGGGUAAGUGUUGUUCGUGAAUUGUGACGAAGAAUGAUAAUCUACUACAAAGUCAGUAUAACUAAAGACCAACUUAACAGUGCAAAACACCUCGCAGCUUUGUGUAUGGAAAGUAAAAGUUGCUGCUUCGUGUGAGAAAAAUCAACCAAACAAAAAAAAGGUUGCUGCUUUUUGUACGUUCCUGUUGUGUUUUUGUGACAAUAAAGGUGACCCUCUUAUACACGA
This is a messenger RNA of Micropterus dolomieu (smallmouth bass), 6820 nucleotides long. RefSeq lists its product as uncharacterized. The transcript is spliced from 20 exons. Gene Ontology annotation, cellular component: postsynaptic density; actin cytoskeleton; cytoplasm. Lineage: Eukaryota; Metazoa; Chordata; Actinopteri; Centrarchiformes; Centrarchidae. The record is from RefSeq and is a predicted model, not a curated record. The coding region runs from base 92 to 3859 and encodes 1255 amino acids. Gene Ontology annotation, biological process: regulation of dendritic spine morphogenesis.